AGUCAAUCAACUAAAUUGAAACACUUAAUCCAGUGAUUAAAGAAAAUUACCUUUACAUUUAAAUUGUUCCAACAAUUAAACAAAUUCCACCAUGGCAACAGCUCACACAGCUCCAGGUCUCCAUGUUGAAGUAGCUAAGGCGAUGUUUGCCAAACGUAAUCCUGAUCUAGAAACUAAAGUUCUCAAAUGGAUAAGUGAAAUUAUCGGUGAAAAAGUUCCCAAAUAUCAAGGAACUCCCUAUGAAGAGGCUUUGGCUGAUGGUGUUUUCUUAUGCAAAUUAAUGGAGAAAUUAAAUCCCGGAUCAGUGAGAAACAUUGACCUGGAACCUAAACACGCAUUCAAAGCGGUUGAAAAUGUCGCCAAAUUUUUACGAGCGGCUCAAAAAUAUGGAGUACCUGAAGAUGACCUUUUCCAAACCGUUGACCUGGUCGAGAAAAAGAAUACACCUCAAGUGACCGCUACAAUCGUCGCCGUUGCUCGAGCAACUUGGCUCCAUCCAGAAUUCAAGGGACCUCAUUUAGUUGGUAAAUCAGCUGAACCUCAACCCAGACAUUUUGAUGAGAAACAAUUAAAAGAAAGCGCUGCUCUUGGAUCACUUGCCUUAUAAAAUCUAAUUAAUUACAAUUCCCUGUUACUAAUUAAUUUGAUUACUACCUUCACCUUCCCCUCGUCAGCUUAAAUUUCUGAUCUUUACAUUGGAACAAGUGAAAGGAAAACAAUCAAUUGUUUCAAUUAAACUCUCCAACCAAUCAACUUAUUAUCAUGUUAAUUUGUUUCUUGUUAAUCUGAAUUUGUUUUUAAUUUUGUUUGCUCUUUGAUUGUUAUCGUUUUUUUUCUGUCAAUCCUUACAAUUAAAUUUAUUCAAUUGUUAA
This is a messenger RNA of Panonychus citri (citrus red mite), 872 nucleotides long. RefSeq names its product myophilin-like. Gene Ontology annotation, molecular function: protein binding. NCBI's taxonomy places the organism in Eukaryota, Metazoa, Arthropoda, Arachnida, Trombidiformes, Tetranychidae. The record is from RefSeq and is a predicted model, not a curated record. The coding region runs from base 92 to 607 and encodes 171 amino acids. The transcript has 4 exons.